UGCUGCCAACACUGAUGAUAGAUAAGAAAUGGUCAGCUGAAAUGGUAUUAUUUAAUUAUUUAAGAAAAUAAUAUAUGCAGGUAUUUCAAUGAAGAAUCAUUUAUAAUGAGAACUACGAAGUAUAAAAACAUAUUUCGAGAGUACAAUAUACCAAUCGAUAAGCCUAGAAAUCGAAAGAAGAAACAAGUAGCGAAUAAAAAGUAUGCCAAAACUAAUUAUACACAUGAGGAGGACACAAUAGAACAUUUCAGCGAGGAUGAAAAUAUUUCAAACACUUAUCCAUUUAUUCAAUUGAGAAGGUCAUUUGAGAUACCUUUAAAACUUGUUCGCGUUGAAAGACAAAAUAACUCCAUAGGAUGUUCUGUGAAGAGGAAUACAACAGCACAAAAAGGAAACAGACCUACGGUGGAAGAUAGUGAUGAUGACCCAAUGCCUUUGCCAAUAGUAAUAAAGGAGAUUUUGCCUCAACUAAAUGAGGAAAUUCAGUUACCCAUCUCACAAUCAACCCCAUCUAAUAUAUCUAGAGGCAAUACCAGAACCCUUCUGAGAUCUAACGUAUCUUCGGACGAAUCUUCAAUGACGUCGAAAUAUAGCAGCAGAAAAACAUGGGUGAAGAAAAAGAGCACUACUUUUGGCUUAACAAACUCCUUCAAAAAGAGAAAAAUACCCUCAGUGGUUGAUAGUGAUGAUGACUUCAUGCCAUUGCCAAUCAUAAUAAAGGAGGAAAUAUUAUCACAACAAAAUGAGGAACUGCAAAUACCUAUCUCCCCAUCCAUUACUUCAAGUGACCAUAGUUUACCACUCCUGAGAGCCAAAGUAUCUUCUGAUGAAUCUUCGGUGACAUCAGAAGAUUAUAGUAAAAAAUCGUUGGUGAAGAAAAAUACCAGCUCUUCUAAAAUUUCAAACUCGUGCAAACAAUGCAGAAAGAAAGUCAUUGCUCGGUAUAGACCUCUGGAUAUAACUAUUGUUGAUAAAAUAACAACACCAGCGAGCACAAGUGAAAUGAGUCGUGGGCGUAAAGGCCAAACAACAAAACUAGGAGGAGAUUUUAAUUCACUCACCCAAACAAAUAUGAACUUUUCUUGGAGUUCACCAGACGCACAGCCUUUUCAAAAUACAAAUGCGAAUAAGUCUUUUCUAUGCAGUUCGCCAAAACCUUCACAAAUUAUAGCAACACCUUCCAGAACACCGUCUCCACGAAAAAAGCCAUCGGAAUUAGAUUUAAUGAUAGAGCUAAUAGAGCAACAGAACUCCGUAGCUAAAAGAAUUCUAAGAAAGUCUCCGAGGAAGUUAUCUAAACGAUGUUUGCAAGGUGGACAUGUAGAGCAGUACCAACGUUUGCUCGAUAAAGCAAAAACUGAUUCAAAAUUUUUGAAGCAUGACAAAAAGUUUGGUCUGAAGAGGGGUGUUACAUUAAUGGUACUUGGUGUGAUACAUGAACAUGGUAUUCAGAUUGCAAAAGUACAGCUGGACGAUUGCGGAAUAAACAACAACAUAUUCGCUAUUGUUAUACCUAGUCAUAUGGCAAAUAUAGUUAAAACGAGUUCCAAAAUUGAGGCUUUUUUUGAUGAAUCUACUAGACCUUAUACCAUAGAAUUCAAUGGAGAAAGUCUAGACGUAUUUAUAGAACCAUACAAGCUGUUGCUGCUCUAAUCCACCAAGAUUUCUUAUUUAGAAAAACAAGUUUGUUAUAAGAAUUAUUUAAUUUAAUUUUAUUUUUUUCCCAAUGAAUUGUUAUUUUUAUUUGCUGAUUUAAACUAAAAUGAAUUUAAAUUUGAAAAUGUAGGAGACACGUGAUGUUCAUUGAAAAUGAAUUUGUUUUAAUACUAUAAUGCCAUAAAUACAAAAACAAAAUACAGCCUAGUCUAUUGUCCAUGGAUUUGGAGAAAGCAUU
Molecule: messenger RNA, 1894 nt
Organism: Stomoxys calcitrans (stable fly)
Lineage: Eukaryota; Metazoa; Arthropoda; Insecta; Diptera; Muscidae
Exons: 1
Coding region: 106-1653 (515 amino acids)
Source: RefSeq, a predicted model, not a curated record